Messenger RNA from Myxocyprinus asiaticus (Chinese sucker), 2072 nucleotides. It is a transcript of the gene timp4.1, whose product is annotated as TIMP metallopeptidase inhibitor 4, tandem duplicate 1. Gene Ontology annotation, cellular component: extracellular matrix. The record is from RefSeq and is a predicted model, not a curated record. Gene Ontology annotation, molecular function: metalloendopeptidase inhibitor activity; protease binding. The transcript is spliced from 5 exons. The coding region runs from base 139 to 894 and encodes 251 amino acids. Gene Ontology annotation, biological process: negative regulation of membrane protein ectodomain proteolysis; negative regulation of endopeptidase activity. NCBI's taxonomy places the organism in Eukaryota, Metazoa, Chordata, Actinopteri, Cypriniformes, Catostomidae.
CCUUGUUUUGCUAAUAACUCUAUUUCUCUGGUUACAUCAUUCAAAACAAAUGUUGGUGAGUGAAGGGAGGGGUUAGUUUAGUUAGAGGGGCGUUUCGAUGACAGCUAUAUAAGAUGCCCACUUUGCCUUAGAGAAAGAAUGAAGAGAGAGAAAGAAAGAAAAGACAGAGGGAUACUUUUUUUAUUGCUGAUUCAGGGCCAGAAAAGAGUUUGUUUGUUUAGUAUAACAUUUCUCAUCUGCAGUCCGAAUUUGAAUGCAAGUAUGGCUGUGAUUGUAGGGUUGCUGUUCUUUCUGUCUGUAGGGCUGAGUAAGCAGGCGGUAGAUGGCUGCACCUGUGAACCAGGACAUCCACAAAAGCUGUUCUGCAAUUCUGACAUAGUCAUGCAUGCUGAGAUAACUGGAGAGAAGAUCAUACCUAAUGAUGAAAAUAUACCUGGCAUGGGAACAAUCCAGUAUGAAUUAAAAGUUAUCAAGGUGUUUAAGGGUUUUGACAGAAUGAAUGACAUUAAAUAUGUCAACACACAUGAAAUGUCUUCGUUGUGCGGGACCAGACUGAACCACGGACAGUAUCUGCUUUCAGGAGAAUACAUCAGGCCUGACGGGUUCGUCAUUACACUGUGUAACUUUGUUGAGCAUUGGGACAAACUCUCCUCAAUGCUAAAAUAUAACCUUCAGUAUAUAUAUAGGAUGGGCUGUGAAUGCAAGAUUUCCAACCACUCUGACUGGCCCAUUCACAGCAAAACUAAAGAUGGGUGUAUACUGACUGACUGGAAACAAUUAUGGCCACCUGAGGAUGGAGAGCAGGCUCAUGAAUAUGCCUGUAUCAAACACAAAAAUGGUUCCUGUAACUGGUAUAAAGGAAUGUCAAACCAUAAAGACACAAUGGACAUAUGAAGACCACCACAGUUUCUAAUUACAAAAGAAGAUAAAGUUGAUUGAUGCCGUGCUUCCGGUCUAGCCUGCUCUGUAGAAUUCCGCUAGAAUUGCAUCAGUUUGAUCUGUCAGAGUAAUUAUGUUUUUGCUGGAUUUUUAGAAUGCUUAGAUUUAUUGGUACUUCAGCUUCUGAUGCAUUCAAUUUAAAGUGUUCUUUCUUCUAUAAGUACAUAUGUUUUAGGGUGCAAAACCUCCCAUAGUUGUUGCAAUUCAUAUAUUUUAAAUCAAAAAGUAUCUGCUGUCUCCAUGCAGAUAUGAAGAUAACAUUUUUGUAUUUCAAAUUAAAUGUUUUUCCCUGCUUUGUAUUCGAUGGAAAAUGUAUGUCAGCAAAUUUUUAGGCAGAUGCUAUUUGCACCCUGGUGCAAAUAAUGAUAUAUGCUAUUUACACCCCAGUGCAAAUAGUGGCAGAUAUUAUUUGCACCCUUGUGCAAAUAGUGUCAGAUACUAUUUGUACCAAUAUUUAAAUACUAAAUAGUGUGGGCAUCACUGCAGUGUGUUUAUUGUUUUUAUUUAGAGUCCCACAGACACACUACAUUAACCUCUACCGCUAAGCCUAAACUUAACCUUACCUUAGAAAAAAUAACCUUGGUUUUACUACAGUAACCAUGGUUUCACCAUGGCAUUAUUUGUAAAUUUACAGUAACCACAAAAUUAACCAUUUUUACUAUAAUACCACCAAAUUACUGUACUAACACCAUGGUUAAUUGUAUUAAAACUUUGGUUUCUGGCAAAAAACAUGGUUACUACAAUAUCAGUAAUACAGUGAUGCAAUCUACACACAAGAAAUGCCAAGCCGCGGGAAUGAGUGUGAUCGACAGAACUCGCCUCCGGGUCAAACCCUUCUCUGCACUCACUGACAUUCACCGUGACCAAAUCACUGUGAUGAUUCAUUUUUAUCUAUUAUUUGAAGCAGUAUUAAAGGAAAUAUUAAGAGUGAAAACAGGAAAUCAGAUGUGAAAAAGAAUGGGACAAACAGUGGUUUCGAACCGCAGUCGCCAGGACAACACUACACAUACAUACACCGUCUUUACACCCCACGCUGCUGCAGCAACAUCGAUUUAGUUUGUUGUAUAUUUCUGUGGUUCCACCAGACUACUGGGGUGCAAAUAGACACUCCAAUUUUUUCUUUUCUUUUUUUA